CACUUUACAGGCACGAGAGAGCAGGUUUCCUUACGGCUGCAACUUGGACAAAGUUCCUGUCAACUAUAUUGUUACCUGGAGCGGUAAACACCGUGUAGGAAUAAAUUCGCUCUGUGAAUCUGAAACAAAAACCCUCAGCUGAACCGGACGUCAGCGGUUGCGUCUAUGUUUUCUUCCUCUUUCCCUCCGCCUCUGAUCUUCCUGAAAACACCUGCGUGAUUCAGGUAACUCACCGAUGAAGAGGGAAGUCCUUGGAUCCUGAGCAGUGAAAAGUUUUUCCGUCAGGAUGUGUUCCAGUCGAGGUAUAUGCGGCGCCAACAACCGUCCCAGCAGGUCUUCCAGCUCAGAGGGCACUGGUUCAGGCGCCCAUUAUGCCCUAUGCGCCCUGGGAGUCGGACUCAUUGCACUGGGUAUUGUCAUGAUUGUGUGGACCGUGAUACCCAUGGAUGGAGAGGCCCCAGGUGAUUCCCCCACUCCAUCGUCAGGCAACUCCACCACAGGGCCUGGGAGUGGGAAUGGAGAUGCAGAGAAAACAGACAACACAAAGUCUUCAUCAGUCGCUAUGGUGCUGGUUGGAGUUGGAGCAGCCAUGCUGCUCUUGUCCAUUUGCCUCGGUGUGAGGAACAAGAGGAGAGCAAGCAACAGAAAUAACCAGCCAGUGGCAACGGGAGUCCCCUUCAUGGACCAUGUGGCUGGGCAACAGGAAGAGCCAGCUGCUGAUCCAGUUACGUAUGACGUGCCGAGCUAUGAGCAGGUCGUUGGCAGUGGCGACUACCCCGUCCGUCAGAGUAACCUUCGCCACAGCACCUCCCAGCUGCCGUCCUACGAGGACAUCAUAGCAGCCGUGGAAAAUGAGGGAACAGAGCCCACGAACAAUCCCACUGAGAACACCCCUCUUAAUGAUCCCACACCGGCUCCUGCCCAACCUGCUGCUGAGCCCCAGGCUGACCAUCCUGCCAUCACAUCAAACCCCAGCCUGCCCACCCGCAGCAGCAGCCGGGCCAGCCGUUUGCUGCGGCCACUGCGGGUGAGGAGGAUCAAGUCAGACAAACUGCACCUGAAGGACUUCCGUCUCCAAAUCCGCAGCCCCACUCAGAAUCCAGUCACCAUUGAACCCAUCACUCCGCCACCGCAGUAUGAAAGUAAGAUGCCUGAAUUACAGUAAGAGCUCUCCCUUAUGUCUCCCUUAUUGCCUGUUCCUGAUGAAUAAAAAUAUCUCUGUGUUAAAUGGACUAAUGAUAACAUUUUUGAAAAAUCCAUUUUCAAGGUUGGUAUUAAAUAGGUUAACUGUGGCUGCGAGCAGCGUGAUGUAGGCCGAGCAGAGUCUUUCCUGAAAUAAGAAUAUUUCAAGUGAAUCUCUAUCAGUGAAGCUUGUGAUAUUUAUUCUGUUCUAAUUCAUUAUUAGGUUUAUGUAAAAGGUUCUGCUUUCACAUAGACCUAAUAAUCAUGCCAUAGCCACUUUCAAACAUAGGACAGGCUUGCAGUUUAAUUUAAUAGCCAACUGUGACAUGUGUUUCACUUUACAGGGAAUUAUUAUUGUUGUUGUUGUAUUUUGAGUCUGAUUAGUUUGGGACAAUUUUGAACCCAUAUCUUUUGAUUCAAAGGGAGGAAAGGGAAACUAAUUACCUUGGAGGUUUUUCAGUGGUCUUAAGUAUCCUAAUUAUCAGAUGGAUCACCUUUCUGUGAUUUCAAAGUGAAGAAAAUGCACUGAGGUCAAAAUUUUGUGACUUAACUGUUUCUUCCUGAAUGUUUUUUGUAAGUUGUUUUUAAAAGCCUUGUCUUUAAGAAAACCAGAGGUAAACUACUGAAUCUUCUAGUAUGGGAUGGGAUAUUGGUAAUUAAGCAUGCCUUGCUUCAAGUGUUUAAAUGUUAAAAAAAAAAAGUGGUGAAUAAAUGUUUUUCUGUUUCAUUUAGAAUCAAGUCUAGGUUUUAUGUUUUUGUUGCC
Molecule: messenger RNA, 1945 nt
Organism: Toxotes jaculatrix (banded archerfish)
Lineage: Eukaryota; Metazoa; Chordata; Actinopteri; Toxotidae
Gene: tmem51b
Product: transmembrane protein 51b
Exons: 3
Coding region: 287-1165 (292 amino acids)
Source: RefSeq, a predicted model, not a curated record